Amborella trichopoda is the source of this 1755-nucleotide messenger RNA. Its product is annotated as glucan endo-1,3-beta-D-glucosidase. The record is from RefSeq and is a predicted model, not a curated record. Gene Ontology annotation, molecular function: hydrolase activity, hydrolyzing O-glycosyl compounds. NCBI's taxonomy places the organism in Eukaryota, Viridiplantae, Streptophyta, Magnoliopsida, Amborellales, Amborellaceae. Gene Ontology annotation, biological process: carbohydrate metabolic process.
GGACGAAAAUAAAAAGUUUGAUAUGACACAGCAAACAAAAUUAACAAAGGGAAACUUUUUCACAUUGAAAUGAAAGGGUGUUAAAGCGAAAAAGGCGAAUAUAGAAAAGUUCAAAACUCCCCUUGCAAACACCCCUAAAACUGGCACUAACACUAGAAAUCAAAUCUAUAAUAGCAUUUGCAUUUGCAUUUGCAUUUGCAGUUGCAGGAAAAGAUGGCUUCUCCUUCUCUUGCAGCUUCCUUCUUCCUCCUCUUUCUCACUCUGCAAAGAGCCUCUGGCAUCGGCAUGAACUACGGCACCAUGGGGACCAACCUCCCCUCCCCGAAGCACGCGGCGGCCGUCCUCCAACACACCCUCAUCGACAAGGUUAAAAUCUAUGAUACCAAUCCUACAAUCCUCCAAGCAUUUGCAAACACAGGCAUAUCAGUCGCCGUGACUGUCGAAAAUGCCCUUAUCCAAAACCUUAGCACCGGAGGGCCUCCAGCUGCUGCUGACUGGUUUUCUUCCCAAGUUGCCCCAUUCCUCCCUGCUACCCCGAUCACCCUCAUAUCAGUCGGGAAUGAGGUUCUCGCCUCUGACAGCCAGAAUUACGAUCUCGUUCCUGCCAUGAGGAACAUUCAAUCGGCGGUCGAGAUGUCAGGUCUUGGCCGCCGGAUCAGGGUGUCGACGGCUCAUAGCAUGGCUGUUCUGGGAGCUUCCUUCCCCCCUUCGGCCUCGACUUUUGAUGAGAAGCUUGAAGGGGUUAUGAAACCACUACUUGAGUUCUUAGAGGAGACGGGAGCUCCAUUUUUGGUGAAUGCUUAUCCAUAUUUUGCUUAUAGGGAUAACCCAGAGGUGGAGCUGGAGUAUGUCCUGUUUGGUAAUGCAACAGGCGUGAAGGAUCCUGCUGGUUAUGAGUACAAGAACAUGCUCGAUGCUCAGGUGGAUGCAGUGUAUGCUGCAAUGGCAGCUUGGGGGCACAACGGCACCAUAGGAGUAACACUCUCAGAGACAGGGUGGCCGUCAGCAGGUGGAAAAGGCGCGACGCCGGAAAAUGCCCGUGCUUACAAUGAAGGGGUUAUAGCACGAGUGAGAAGCCGAGCGGGCACUCCAAUGAGGCCAGAGCGAGGCCUGGAGGCCUAUCUCUUCGCAUUAUUUGAUGAGGAUAAGAAGACAGGGCCACCAACAGAGAGGAAAUUUGGGCUCAUGAGAUCUGAUGGAAGUGCAGCCUAUGGGGUCGACUUGAGUUGUCAGUUUUGUAGUCAAGAAAAAACUCGACCAGGGUCUGGAAGUCGGAUUGGAAGGGGCAGUGGAGCAUCAGUGUGGUGCGUGGCCAAGCCCCAUGCUGCCGAGGCUGCUUUGCAAGAAGUGCUGGAGUUUUGCUGUGGGGAGGGCGGGGUGGAUUGCGGGGCGCUGUACGGAGGUGGUGCAUGUUAUGAGCCGAACAAGGUUCAUGCUCACGCCUCUUAUGCCAUGAAUACUUAUUACCAGAUGCAUGGGAGGAAUUACUGGAACUGCGAUUUCAAGGGCAUUGGGCUCGUCACUUUCACUGAUCCAAGUUAUGGAGUUUGUCAGUAUCCUCAACAGUAGCAUCACUGGAUGCAGCGCUCUGAUAUCAUCUGUGUCUACAGUCUGCCAAAUACUUGUAUUACUACAAUAGUAAAUCUCUUACUACUAUAGGUUCUUGCAAGUAGCAUCUUUAAUAGACUUUGUUCUCUCAUCUUAUAUACACAUGCGUUAAGAUACACUGAAAAGCACAUCAGCUCCAAGCUUCAA